AUGGCCUCCUUCGCCUGCCCGAGGCGGCCGUCGGGUCUGCCCAAGAUGGCCGCCUGCCCCCUCUGCCCACCGCAGCUCAAGAUGGCCGCCCCCCAUGGCAGCAUCCGCCAUGGAGGCCGCUCUGGACCCUCAAGACCCCGCCCCGAGGCGAUCGAGACGCGGGUCCUCCGCGGCGGCCGGAAGGGCCGGAAGCGCCGCUCCGGGCGGCCGGAAGUGGCGGCUCGGCUGCUCCGGGCCCUUCACGUGGGGCAGCGGCGGCUCCGUCAUGGCGGCGCCCGAGCUGGAGCCGCUCCUGGCCGAGCUGCUGGAGCCCGACAGCGGCCGCGUGCGGCGGGCCACCGCCCGCCUCCGCGAGGCCUUCGCCGACCCCCAGACCCCCGCCCGCCUCAGCCUCCUGCUCACCGCCUCCCCCCGGCCCCAGGUGCGGCAAAUGCGGCGGUGCUGCUGCGGCGGCGGCUCCUGGGACGUUGGAGCCGCCUGGACCCCGCCCUGCGCCAGAGGCUCCCGGCGCUGCUGGCCGAGGCCCUGGAGCGGGAGACGGAGCACCCGGUGACGGUGGCCCUGGCCCAACUGGCCGCCCUGGUGCUGCGCCGGGGGGGUCUCGGCGCCUGGGGGCCCCUGGGCACCUGGCUCCAAGCGGGGGCCCGGGACCCCCGGCCCCCCCGGCAAGAGGCAGCGCUGCUGGUGCUGAGCGCGGCGGUGGAAGCGGCCCCCGAGGCCCUGGCGCCCCACGGCCCCCCCCUCGCCGCCCUCUGCCGGGGCCUCCUGGGCCCCACGGCGGCCCCCGGCCCCACGGCCUACAGCCUGCGGGCCCUGGGGGGGCUGGCGGCCAUGUUGGGCGACGGCCACACGGAGCUGCUCCGCUCGCUGCUGCCCGACGUCCUGGGGGGGGUCGAGAAGCUCCUCGACGCCGACGAGGCGCUGGCGACCGAAGCCCUGGAGGUGCUGGACGAGUUCCUGGAGGCCGAUCCGGCCGCCGUCACCCCCCACCUGCGGCCCCUGCUCGACCUCUGCCUCCAGGUGGGGGGGGCGGCGACGCGGGGUGACGCCGUUCGCGCCCGGGCUUUGGCCACCAUCGCUUUCGUGGCCCAGCGGUGCCCCAAGGCGCUGCUGCGGGGGGGGCUGCUGCCCCCGCUGCUGCGGGGACUCCUGGGCCCCCUGUGCGCCGCCCCCCCCCCCGGGCGCCCCGACCCCGAGGACGAGGAGGACGAGGACGAGGAGGAGGAGGAAGGCGGCGAGGCCGAAGGCUCCGGCGGCCCCAGCCCCCGGCACGCCGCCGCCCAGGCCCUCGACGCCCUGGCCCAGGCGCUGCCCCCCGAGAAGCUGCUGCGGCCCCUGCUGCCGCUGUUGGAGCCGCUUUUGGGGAGCCCCCGGCCCCCCGCCCGCAAGGGGGGUCUCCUGGCCCUGGGGGCCCUGGCCGAGGGUUGCGGCGAACACCUGCGCCGGCGGUACCUGGGACCGGCGCUGCGGGUGUUGCGGGGGGGCCUGGGCGACCCCGAGGCCUCGGUGCGGGGGGCGGCCGCCUGUGCCCUGCGCCGCCUCGCCGACUGUCUCCAGCCCGAGGUGGCGACGCUGGCGGGGGAGAUGCUGCCGACGGCGCUGGCGGCCCUGGAGGGCCCAGGCGUCCGGGAGGCCCCGGCCAAGGCGUGGUACAUCCUGGAGAGCCUCCUCGAGUGCCUCGGCGAGGACGUCGCCCCUUUCCUGCCCGCGGUGCUGAGGGUCCUUCUGGGGGUCCUGGACCCCCCCGGCCCCCCCCGGAGCCUGGAGCUGGCGCUCAGCAGCCUCUGCACCCUCGCGUCGGGGGCCGGGGAGCAGCUGCAGCCCCACGCGGGGCCGAUCCUGGCGGCGCUGAGCCCCCUCCUGCGCCCGGGGCCCCCCGAGAGCCGUCCCCGGCGCCUCCAGGCCCUCGAGGUGCUGGGGGCUCUGGGCCCCGGGGCCGGGCGGCAGCUGGUGCCGGCGCUGGAGCUGGGGCUGGAGCUGGCGCUGGAGGAGGACGAGCCCGAGGGCCGGCGCGUGCUGUACGGGCUGGCGGCGGCGGCGGCGGCGGCGCUGGGCGACGGGCUGGGCCCCCUCCUGCCCCGCGUGGUGCCCCUGCUGCUGGGGGCCCUGCGGCGGCCCCCCGCCCCGGCGGCGCCGGCGGCGCCCGAUUCGUUCCUGCUCUUCGAGGACGGCGAUGAUGCGGACGAGGGGGCGGAGCCUAUGGAGGAGGACGGCGAGGAGGAGGAGGAGCUUCUGGAAGUGGAGGUGGGCGGAGCCUACGCCCAGGAGCUGGAGGAGGCCUGCGAGGCCCUGGGGGAGGUCGCCGAGCACUGCGGCGCCGCCUUCCUGCCCUACGUGGAGCCCAGUCUGGAGGCCAUGUUGGAGCUGCUGCAGUUCCCGCAGGCGGGGGUGCGGGGAGCCGCCUACACCAGCCUGGGCUGCCUGUGCGUGGGGCUGUACCCGCCGGGGGACCCCGGGCCGCACCAUGACCCCGCGCGUCAGGCGGCGGCGGGGCGGGCGGCGGGGCCCUGGCCGGGGGGCGGGGGCCGAGCAGGGGCCGGGGGCGGCGGGGGGGCCCUGGGGGCCCUGGGCCGGGCGGAGGCGGCGGCGGAGGUGCGGGAGCUGGCGGGGGAGGUGCUGGUGGCCCUGGCCGAGGCCGUGGGGGGGGAACUGGCCCCCCACCUCGACGAGCUGCUGCCGCUCCUGCUCGCCCGCCUGGAGCCGCGGUGCAGCGUGGGGGAGCGCUCGUGGGCGGCGGCCACGCUGGCGGGGGUGGGCGGGGCGCUGGGCGUGGCCUCCGCCCCGCUGCUGCCCCGCCUUGUCCCCGCCCUGGGGGCGGCGGCCGGGGGCGACGCCCACCCGGAGGUGCGGGCCAACGCCCUCCACGCCCUGGGCCGCCUCGCCGCCGCCGCCGGCCCCGCCCUCGGCCCGUAUCCUCCCCACGGCCACGCCCCUUCCGGGGGCGAGGACACGCCCCCUUCCGGGGACAGGCCACGCCCCUUCCGGCAGGGGGCGGGGCUGCGGGCGCUGCUGGGGGCGGCGGCGGCGCGGGAGGGGCCGGGGCGGGUGCGGGACAACGCGUGCGGGGCUCUGGCCCGCCUGGGGGGCGCCCUGCCCCCCCCCGAGGCGGGGCUGGUGCUGCCGCUGCUGCUGCCGGCGCUGCCGCUGGCCGAGGACUGGGAGGAGGAACCGGCCGUACUGGGAUUCCUGCUGGGGCUGCGGGGCUCCCAGUUCGAACUGCUGGCCGAGCACACAGGCGAGCUGGUGCGGGUGUGCGGCAGCAUCGUGGGCAACCCCCGCCUGUCCCCCGAGGCGGAGGCGGGGCUGCGGGCGCUGCUGGGGGAGGUGGCGGCCGGGCGCCCCGAGGCGGCGGGGGAGGCGCUGGCCCGGCUGCCCCCCGACGCCGCCGCCCGCCUCCGCCACGCCCUGCGCUGGCCCCGCCCCCCGUACAGCCGCACGCCCCCAGAUACCCCCAAAGUACAGCCGCACGCCCCCCAACUACAGCCGCGACACCCCCGCUACAGCCGCGCGCCCCAAAAGGGCACCCGCACACCCCCAAAGCGCGACCAGACGUCCCCAGAUACCCCCAAAGUACAGUCGGACGCCCCAGAUACCCCCAAAGUACAGCCGCACGCCCCCAAAGGCAACCAGACACCCCCAGAUACCCCCAAAGUACAGUCGGACGCCCCAGAUACCCCCAAAGUACAGCCGCACGCCCCCAAAGGCAACCAGACACCCCCAGAUACCCCCAAAGUACAGUCGGACGCCCCCAAAAGGCAACCAGACACCCCCAGAUACCCCCAAAGUACAGUCGGACGCCCCAGAUACCCCCAAAGUACAGCCGCGACACCCCCGCUACAGCCGCGCGCCCCAAAAGGGCACCCGCACACCCCCAAAGCGCGACCAGACGUCCCCAGAUACCCCCAAAGUACAGCCGGACGCCCCCAGAUACCCUCAAAGUACAGCCGCACGUCCCCAGGUACCCCCAAAGUACAGCCGCACGCCCCCCAACUACAGCCGCGACACCCCCGCUACAGCCGCCCGCCCCGAAAGGGCACCCGCACGCCCCCAAAGUGCGACCACACGUCCCCAGAUACCCCCAAAGUACAGCCGCACGCCCCCAGAUACCCCCAAAGUACAGCCGCACGUCCCCAGAUACCCCCAAAGUACAGCCGGACGCCCCCAGAUACCCCCAAAGUACAGCCGGACACCCCCGAACUACAGCCCCGUGCCCCCAGAGUACAGCCGCGUGCCCCCAAAGGCAACCAGACACCCCCAAACUACAACCCUGCACCCCCACGGUACAGCCGCACACCUCCAAAGUACAGCCGCAUGCCUCCAAACAGCAACCAAACAGCCCCAGGUACCCCCGAACUACAGCCAGACACCCCAAAUUACAGCCGCACGCCCCCAAACUACAGCUGUGCGCCUCCAAAGGGCAACCAGAACCCCCAGAUACCCCCAAAGUACAGCCGGACACCCCCAACUACAGCCCCACACUCCUACAGUGCAGCCAGACACCCCUGA
Messenger RNA from Dromaius novaehollandiae (emu), 4506 nucleotides. RefSeq names its product importin-4-like. Gene Ontology annotation, biological process: protein import into nucleus. The record is from RefSeq and is a predicted model, not a curated record. Lineage: Eukaryota; Metazoa; Chordata; Aves; Casuariiformes; Dromaiidae. Gene Ontology annotation, molecular function: nuclear import signal receptor activity. The transcript is spliced from 32 exons. Bases 1 to 4506 code for a protein of 1501 amino acids. Gene Ontology annotation, cellular component: nucleus; cytoplasm.